ACAAUAUUAUCUGAUAACCAUACACCUCAGGCUGUUGCGUGAUUAUUACAAAAAAAAAAUGGGAUAAAUUGGACGACAGUAUCAUGAAUAAAUCAUCACUUAACAUAAUAUUUUUAAUAGAAUAUCAAGGAAUUAACGUACAAAAUGACUGACAAUACAAAAGAUUACAAACGGCGUACAUUUUCACGAACAGAUACACGAGAGGGGCGAAGUCGCACUCGCUUCAUGAGCAUGCCGGCUCCACCGCCGCAGACAGGGCCUAUGCCAGGCGACAACCAGCCAAAUGUCGCCUACCAGCGCGUCUCCGUGCACGGCAUGCAUACAAGUGGGGUGCCUCUGGAAGAGCUCGAGCGUUCAGCGUCUCUGCUGACAGAGGCGUUGAACUUACGGCGGCAUUACAUGGCACUGGCGGGACAGUCGUUCCAGCCAGACCUGGGGCACGUGCUUGCCACCGUUGACACAAAUGCACCACGCUACCAUGUCUCCAUGAACUUCAGCAAGAUACUCAAGGAGUGGGAUUACGACACUGCCGAAAUGUAUUUGCCAAAGGAAGAUACCUCUGAGGACUUAGCGUUCCCGUUCAAUGUCCAGUCCCUCGUCUCCCACAAUCGCUCCAACACGGGAAUGCCAGUGAUCAACGAGUUGGAAACGGAAGCAACCACCAUUCCUGAACGCGUCAGAUCUUCUGACAGCCAAGAUAAAAUUCCCACGGAACCAACACAAGAGGAGAUGGACUCAUGGGCAUGUUUCACACCUUCCGACAAGCACUACGUGUUCCGUUGGUGUGAGGGUGUGCUGCGUGUCUACCGCAACGAGACAGACGCAGAGGCCGCGCAGCCGCUGCCGUACGAGUGUGUCACCUUCACUAAAUACGUCGAGGACCUGGAUAAGCUCUGCGAGAUGAUCACCGAUGGCCCUUUGUCAUCGUUCUGUUUUCGCCGCCUAUGCUACCUAUUCUCUAAGUUCAAGAUGCAUGUACUGCUCAACGAGAUUCACGAGCAGGCGCUGCAGAAGGCCGUGCCGCACAGGGACUUUUAUAACAUUAGGAAGGUGGACACUCACAUCCACGCGGCGUCAUGCAUGAACCAGAAGCAUCUUCUGCGUUUCAUGAAGCGCGCUCUACGGCAGAGGCCGGGCGAGGUGGUAACAAAGACCGGCGCACGUACUCUCAAAUCCGUUUUCGAGGAGAUGCGCCUCGACGCACACGACCUCAACGUCGAUCUGCUUGACGUUCACGCGGAUCGCAACACGUUCCACCGCUUUGACAAGUUCAAUGCUAAGUACAAUCCGAUCGGUGAGAGCAGACUGCGCGAGGUCUUCCUCAAGACUGACAACUAUAUGAACGGCUUGUAUUUCGCCAGCAUAAUAAAGGAGGUGAUCGGCGACUUAUCGGAGGGCAAGUACACGUACGUGGAGCCCCGGAUAUCGAUAUACUGCAAGAGAAUGGAUGAGUGGUCACGUCUGGCAUCUUGGGCUCUACGGCAUGGCGUCCGAUCACCGCACGUACGAUGGCUCGUGCAGGUGCCGCGUCUCUACGACAUAUAUCGUAACAAGAAGCUACUGAAGAACUUUCAGGAGUUCCUCAGCAACAUGUUUGAGCCACUGUUUGAGGUUUCCAUCAAUCCCAGCUCAAACAUUGAAUUGCAUCAGUUUCUUACGCAAGUGAUAGGUUUUGAUAGCGUGGACGAUGAGUCGAAGCCGGAGAACCCUCAUCCGCAGGAGUGCAUGAGGCGGCCCACUGAGUGGUGCGAUGAAGAGAACCCGCCCUACGCCUACUACCUAUACUAUAUGUAUGCCAACAUGACUGUGCUUAAUCAUAUACGCAGGGAACAAGGUCUGAACACGUUCGUGCUGCGGCCUCACUGUGGCGAGGCUGGCCCCGUGGCGCAUCUCGCUGUUGGCUUCCUGCUCGCUGAGAACAUCUCGCACGGACUUAUACUUAGGAAGUUCCCGGUGAUGCAGUAUUUGUACUACUUGGCUCAGAUCCACAUCGCGAUGUCUCCUCUGAGUAACAACUCACUUUUCCUCCGCUACCACCGCAACCCGCUGCCGGAGUACUUCGCACGCGGGCUGCGAGUCACGCUUAGCACUGAUGAUCCAUUGCAGUUCCAUUUUACAAAGGAGCCAUUAAUCGAGGAGUACAGUAUCGCAGCGCAGGCGUGGAAGCUAAGUUCCUGUGAUAUGUGUGAAUUGGCGAGGAAUUCUGUACUUAUGUCGGGCUUCCCCCAUGAGAUGAAGCAGCGGUGGGUGGGCGAGCACUACCAGCGGUCUGGUGCAGCGGGCAAUGACAUAACGCGCACCAACGUGCCCGACGUGCGCGUCGCCUACAGACACGAGACACUGCUCGAUGAGCUGCGCAACUUGUUUGGUGAAUUGGGUAUGAAAUAAAAGAAGCCGUCUGAAUAAUUAUAAAUAUAUUUACAAUUGAAUAUAUACAUAUCCUUUUAGUACAUUAUGUUAUUCACUA
Molecule: messenger RNA, 2467 nt
Organism: Papilio xuthus (Asian swallowtail)
Lineage: Eukaryota; Metazoa; Arthropoda; Insecta; Lepidoptera; Papilionidae
Product: AMP deaminase 2
Exons: 17
Coding region: 145-2388 (747 amino acids)
Biological process (GO): AMP metabolic process; IMP salvage
Cellular component (GO): cytosol
Molecular function (GO): AMP deaminase activity
Source: RefSeq, a predicted model, not a curated record